AUGACCAUGCUCUUGAAUUCCGAGCACAGACUAGGCACGAAAGCGGAGCUCCGUAAACGCUACGCCGACUUUAUGGUCGAGUAUCUAGCACUUGGCCACAUGGACUUGGUGAGUCCUGAAGCUCUCACUGCACGGGAGUCGUAUUAUCUGCCGCACCACGCGGUAUUUAAGGCAGGAGACUCCUCCAAUAAGAUUCGGGUCGUUUUUAACGAGUCGUUUCGUACUACGUCGGGCUUUUCGUUAAACGACGCACUUCUGCCAGGGCCACGUCUUCAGUCGGAUCUGUGGACCGUCUUAACGAGAUGGCGACUUUUCCGCGUCGGAUUCAUGGCCGACAUCGUUAAGAUGUUUCGGCAGAUCCGAAUCCACCCAGAUGACGCUGACCUCCAGCGUAUCUUAUGGCGGGCGGACCCGUCUGAGGAAGUCCGCGACUACCGUCUUACCACUGUCACCUAUGGAACGGCUUCGGCGCCGUUCUUGGCCUUGCGGACACUACGGCAGUUGGCUCAGGACGAAUCAUCCCGGUUUCCGAGGGGAUCGGAAGCUCUCGGUCGCCACUCCUAUGUGGAUGACAUUCUUGCAGGUAGUGACUCUCCCGAUGAGGCCAGGGACGUCCAGGAGCAAUUGGCUGCGCUCUUGCGCGCAGGGGGGUUCGCUUUGAGCAAGUGGGCCUUCAAUUGGAGGAAUCUGUGCCCUCGCUCGGAUCAAGAAGAGAGAUUGUUCUCUACUGAGGAGGCGGUGGGCGUCCUAGGCGUCAUCUGGAACCCUCAGAGUGACACUCUCGCCUUGAGAGUGUCCCCGCUUGGAGACACACGCUCUGAGGUACCAUUGGCCAUGACCAAGCGAGGAGCACUUUCGGAAGUGGCCAAGCUCUUUGACCCUCUUGGGUGGGCGGCACCGGUCCUAGUGUUUGCCAAGAUUUUUCUUCAGGAUUUAUGGCUGACUGGAUGUGGCUGGGAUGAUCCACUGCCCACGGAGCUGACACAGUCGUGGCAGACCUUCCGAGCGUCUCUGCAACAAUUGGACGACGUGCGCUUGCCUCGUUGGGUCAAGCGCGGCUCAGACACGGUCACCCUGGAGCUUCAUGGCUUUUCCGAUGCUUCAGAGCGAGCCUAUGCCGCUGCCGUCUAUUUGCGAGCAGUGUAG
Solenopsis invicta (red fire ant) is the source of this 1146-nucleotide messenger RNA. RefSeq lists its product as uncharacterized. Bases 1 to 1146 code for a protein of 381 amino acids. The transcript has a single exon. NCBI's taxonomy places the organism in Eukaryota, Metazoa, Arthropoda, Insecta, Hymenoptera, Formicidae. The record is from RefSeq and is a predicted model, not a curated record.